Molecule: messenger RNA, 315 nt
Organism: Aspergillus pseudotamarii
Lineage: Eukaryota; Fungi; Ascomycota; Eurotiomycetes; Eurotiales; Aspergillaceae
Exons: 1
Coding region: 94-276 (60 amino acids)
Source: RefSeq, a predicted model, not a curated record
GGUAAAGACGUUAUAUUUAUCGAUAAAGCUAAUCUAUGGUAGGGCGCGAUUUAGGGCGCAUGGCAUGUGGAGUAUCAAGGAAUGUGGAGAUAAAUGAUUAAAUAUGAUCUGAUAAAUUAUCCAUCCCACGAUCGACUUAUCUAUGUCUCCUCCGGCUUGAUAACCAAAAAAAUAAACGGUUCAUUACUGCGUAACACUUCCAGAGUGACUCUUAUAUGUCCAUUCCACCCAUUGUCCAAUUUACCAUGGAUCCCAGCUCUAUAUCACUUCCCGUAGCUGGACCGAAAGACCUGCCAUGACCGUAUCAAAGCAAAG